Plutella xylostella (diamondback moth) is the source of this 2443-nucleotide messenger RNA. It is a transcript of the gene wls, whose product is annotated as Wnt ligand secretion mediator. Gene Ontology annotation, molecular function: Wnt-protein binding. Gene Ontology annotation, biological process: Wnt signaling pathway; Wnt protein secretion; intracellular protein transport. Gene Ontology annotation, cellular component: endomembrane system; organelle membrane. The record is from RefSeq and is a predicted model, not a curated record. NCBI's taxonomy places the organism in Eukaryota, Metazoa, Arthropoda, Insecta, Lepidoptera, Plutellidae.
UUUCGUUCACCGUUCACUCUCGCAGGCUUCGUUUCGCGUCGGAAAUAAGAACAAUGGAAAUAUAAUCGUGUUCUUUUCACAUCAGUUUAUCUAAACUUAUAAAUGAUCGGCGGUUGAUCAGCUUGCGCAAUGACGGGCACAAUCAUCGAGAACCUGAGCGGGCGUAAGCUGGCCGUGCUCGUGUCGUUUCUUUUGUUGUGUCAAGUGGCAUGUUUCCUGAUCGGCGGCCUGGUGGCCCCGAUGCCGGCCAACGCGCAGAACAUCCUGGGCACAGUGUGCCGGGACACCGCCACGGAGAAGAACGACACGUCGACAUGGUUCUACAACCGCGGGAAGGGCGCGUGUAAAACCGUCGAUCUCGGGGACUUCAACCAACUGUUUACGGAGCACGAUAUCGUGUUCGCGUUUCAAAUGCCGGUGCCUCGCGAGAGCAUGACGCUGGACUACUCGCGCUGGCAGCAGAACCUCAUCGGCGUGCUGCAGGUGGACAUCCGCUACCACUCGCAGAUGGAGGUGAAGCCGCGGAGCAUCAUCACCGUGGACGCGCGCCUCGCCUACCGCAACAAGGGCGACCCCGACGACGCCUGGAAGCUCUACACGCAGUCCGUCGAGAAGCGACAUUUAGACUGCGACAUUGACAUCAAAACCGAGGAGUACUUAUACAACUGCUCAGCGAUACCCCUGUUUGAGUUAGGCUCGCUGUACCAUGACUAUUAUUUACUGAAUGUAAGGCUCCCGGUCGAUGCUCCGGGCAUGAAUGCCAACAUCGGCCACAUACAAGACAUGUGGCUGACUGUUAUUAACCAGAAUGGAGGGUUUACUAAGGUUUGGGUGUCAUUAAAGACUGUGUUUUUCCCGUGUAUUGUUGCCAUCAUUGUGUGGUUCUGGAACAGAGUUCACAUGUUGGAGAGGAAGCCUGUUCUGUUAGAAAAGAUGCUCCUAAGUUUGGGAAUUGCUUUGUGUCUCCUCAAUAUGCCCCUGGAGUACUUGACUCUGCAGUUUGACUUGCCGUUUAUGCUGCUAUUGGGCGACAUAAGGCAGGGAGUGUUCUACGCCACUCUGUUCUCGUUCUGGCUGGUAUUUGCUGGUGAACACAUGCUGAUUCAAGACACAACAGCCCAGAGCUCCCUGAAACAAUACUGGCGUCACUUGAGUGCUGUAGCCAUGGGGUGUAUUUCUCUCUUCAUCUUCGACAUGUGUGAGCGAGGUGUGCAACUCCGCAACCCCUUCUACUCCAUCUGGGUCACUGACCUCGGCACCAACCUGGCUCUGACUUUCAUAGUGCUGGCCGGCAUCUCCACCUGCAUCUACUUCUUGUUCCUGUGCUACAUGGUCUGGAAAGUGUUUGUGAACAUCUCCCACAAGAGGGCCACUUUGCCCACCAUGUGCUCUGUCCGUCGCCUGCACUAUGAGGGGAUCAUUUACCGCUUCAAGUUCCUCAUGUUGGCUACACUGCUGUGCGCCGCGCUGACUGUCAUUGGGUUCAUUCUAGGCCAGGUGGCCGAGGGGCAGUGGAAGUGGGAUGAGAACAUCGAGCUGGAAUAUACUUCAGCGUUCUUCACUGGCGUGUAUGGCAUGUGGAAUGUGUACAUCUUUGCACUGCUGGUGCUGUAUGCUCCGAGCCACAAGCGCUGGCCGGCCGCUGAGAACACGUCAGACAGCCAGAACUUGAGCGAGGAGAUUGAGUUCAGCCCGCUGCCCAGUGAGACCGCCAGUGAGAUCUCAUCACUCACUUCCUUCAUUCGCAAGACUAAUGUUGACUAAACAAUACAGAUUUCUGUACUUUUCUCUCUUAAAUCCAGCCUAAAGAUCUCAGAUUUAGGUUUAACCCUCUUGUUGUAGGUGCAAACAUUAACAGUAUUAAUAUUAGAACAAACUUUGUAAUCUUUAAACUUAAGUAAAUUUAAACUGCCAUAUUUAGAAAAUAUUUUAUCUAUUUGCCAUAACAUAGCGUUGUAGACAUAGCCUAUUUUAGUAAUUGUAUAAACAAUAGGUUUUGUAUCUAAUCAAGUGUAUUUUCUAAACUUUUAUACUGAUAUUGUAGCCUAGCCUGUAGCGUGGAAUCUCAAAUACUUUUAGAUCUGACUCAUAUGUUGUUUAAUCUAGACGAGACCAGUUAUUUUGACCUUGCAUUCGAGUGCGUUGACUCAUCUCAAACCAGUGCUUCCAAAAAAGCCAGUCUACCUAAAUCUACCUUUAUUUUUAUUAACGACUUAAUAUUUUCUGUGAUAAAAUUGUUUUUUUACUCUAAAUCUUGCAUUUUAAGCCAGUAUUUUAGUUUUUAAGGAUCUCUUUGCCAACACAACUGUUUAAUUAAUAUUAGUGUUUAAGAUAUUUUUGUGGAUCUUACUAAUAUUUAUGUUAACGAUUAAUAGUUAAAAGUAGUAUGUAUGUUUGUACGCAGUUAGAUUUGUGAUUCAAAAUAAACUUAAUUACUAUAGAA